Callithrix jacchus (white-tufted-ear marmoset) is the source of this 1945-nucleotide messenger RNA. RefSeq lists its product as uncharacterized. NCBI's taxonomy places the organism in Eukaryota, Metazoa, Chordata, Mammalia, Primates, Cebidae. The record is from RefSeq and is a predicted model, not a curated record.
AUCGACCUGGAGCUCCGAGAAUUUUCCUGGCCCAGUCAAGCAUGAAAAGGGUUCGCCGAUCUCGAGAAGCCAGAGAACCAGGGCUGCAGGCACCUCCCCGCCUGCUCUCCCGCUCCUGGCACAACCGUCUGACCAGCCUGCCGAGCCCCACCGCCCGCGCCGCGCCCCCGGCCGCCCCCGGCGCUCCCCGGCUCCUGCGGGCAGCGCUGCUGCUCCUGCUCCUGGUCGCCGCCGGCCAGCGUGCCGCAGGAGAAUCCGUGGUCAAUGAACUGAGCUGCCAAUGCUUGCAGAUCCUGCAGAGAAUUCACCGCCAAGAACACGUGAAAUGUGAACAAGUCCCCAGGAUCCCACUGCGCCCAAACCGAAGGCACUUAAGUCCCGCCGCACCCUCCCGCUGCCAACGCUGGGGUCUUAGACCUUCCGGCCGCCCCACCCUGUGUGGAACCCGACCUCCUGUCUCACGGGAUCCCCUUCUCUCAGCAGAACCACAUUCAAGAAUGAGCAGAAAGCUUGUCUGAACCCCGCAUCCCCCGUGGUUCAGAAAAUCAUCAAAAAGAUGCUGCGCAUCUUUUUUCCAUGUACACAGACGACCAGAGCCAUUGGUCAGAAAUACUGGCAUCUGCCCUCUAAAAAUAAAAUCAAGGAAACCCAGGGGUUAGCUGAAGGACUAGAAAUUGUGAUUAUUAUUUUCACAAUUAAAUUUGCCGUUAAGAUUAUUAAUCUGCUCUGGUGCCAGAGGAUAUUUCAGUAUUUCAGUGUCCUCCUUUCUCAGGUCUAAGCCCUACUGAAAUAAGUGAGGGUAAAUAUAUAUUUCUUUCUUUUUUUAAAUAUAUAUAUUUUAUUGUGUUUUAGGUUUUGGGGUACAUGUGAAGAAUAUGCAAGAUAGUUGCACAGGAUAAUGUUUAUCUCACUCCCUAACGGGCUUCAGACCUGAAAACUGAAUCUCCCUGAUUUGAGGCACAGUGGAACUCUUAAGUCUUCAUGGUGAAGAGUAGAGACUUUGCAGUAAGACCCUCACGAGUUGUUCGAGGCUCUAUGUCUUAGUAUCCUGAGUCUUAACAAACUGUGAAAACAAUAAAAACUACUUCAAAAGGUUUGCUAUAAACCUUAUGUGAGGUCAUGCAUGUAGAUUUUUAACCCAUUUAUAACCUUUGUUUCACUUUUUGAAGCAAAUAAUACAGUUGUAAUCACAGAUCCUCUAUUUCUAGUUAAAUAGUAUCCAGAAGCCUGGGGUUUUAUUUUGCUACACAGAACAACUCUCAUACCGGUAAUAACCACUUAGUGAGGGGCUAGAAGGAACGACCACGUUUGAAAAACCAUAGAAGGGGCAACACCAACUGACCUAGAGGGAAGGAGGAAGCAUAUCAGCUGCAAUUCCUAAAGGAGGUCUAUUCUUAGAGGAAUCAAAAUGAAAGAGAAAAAAAUUAGUUCCUGGGCACACCUGGACUUUGUUUAAUGUGUUUAACUGUUUCUUAUGAAGGUAGUUCUAAUUAUGUAUGUAUGUAUUUUUCAAAGCCUGUAUGUUAAGGUUCUUUCUGAUAUUGAAAGAUAUGGAUAUGUUUGUUAAUUCACUGUAAUGUUAUUCUGAAAGUUAUUUUUUGUGUUAAAUCAAAGUUUAGUCCUUACUGUCAUCUAACUUGAAGAUGAUGGAUUUUACAUGUUCUCUAUUCGUUAAGUGGUGAUGGAGAGUUCACAUCAUGUCAGACAUUGUGAUAGUGGCUGAAAAUAAAUAGUGGGGAUCCAAGCUGAUAGAUCCCUGUUAAGAUAAAGGCAUGUAUGUCCCAUCUCUUGUAACUGUUUAGAAGAAUGUCAGUUGUUAUUUAUCAAAACUUCCAACAUAUCUGAUAUUGAAGCUUUAAAAACUACAAUGUCCUAAUUAUCCUUUGGAUAUUUUAUGUCUUCCUUGUGAGGCAUAAUGCUUUAUUUUGUAUUAAUUAUGCAAUGA